Molecule: messenger RNA, 336 nt
Organism: Ostertagia ostertagi
Lineage: Eukaryota; Metazoa; Nematoda; Chromadorea; Rhabditida; Trichostrongylidae
Source: the annotation of a GenBank genome assembly
AUGGAUGUCAACGUCGGCACAGAGAAGUAUCCACAGGAGAGCGAGUUCUACAAAUUCAUCUCCGCCCAUGGUGGUACUAGUAACGCCCGGACAUACAGCGAUCACACAAGUUAUCACUUCGAUAUAAAGCCGGAUCAACUGCAGGAAGCACUCGAUCGUUUUGCACAAUUCUUCAUAGCUCCGAAAUUUGCUGAGACUGCGACUGAAAGAGAGGUGCAAACUAUUGAGUCAGAACUCUCGAAGUAUCUCAACGAUGACACUUGGCGCAUUUUACAAGUGAUGCGAUAUCUUUCCAAGCCAGGUCACGAUUAUGGGAAAUUUAAUAUAGGCUGCAAG